AUGUCGUCUUUUCGCUUCUCCACCUCAAAAUGCGAAAAUGCGAAAUCACGAAAGGACGACAAAGGUGGUCGUGUUUUCGCUUUUUCGGAUUUUCGAGGCAAAAAGCGCUUUUUCGUCUUCAAAAUACAAAAAUGCGAACUCACAAAGAGACGACAAAGUCAAGUGAAUUUGGCAUUAAAUAAGGUGACGUACCAGACAGAUACUUCCGGCGAUUAUUUUGCAAGUCUAGUUGUUGACGGAAACCCGUCCUACAAUUUCAACGACGGCACGUGCUCAAGAACGCUGUCAAACGAUGCAUCAUGGGAAGUUGAUCUCGGUGCGAUAUACUUUGUUGGUUCAGUGGAAAUCUACAACCGAGUAGAUUGCUGUUCGAAUGAUUUAAGAGACAUAGAAAUCUAUACAGGUCUGACUAGAGACGCCUACCAGUUUGUGGGGACACGGCCGGGACCAGCUGGUCUCGCGAUCAUAUAUUCACCACUCACUAUGCCGGAAUUUCAGUGGCUGAAAAUCUCUCGUAAGGCAGGGAGCAAGGCUCCGUUGACCCUGUGUGAAGUAAAGGUGUUCCCAUCUGACGUCACCACCACACAGGCGUCUGACGUCACCACUACACAAGC
Messenger RNA from Ruditapes philippinarum (Manila clam), 614 nucleotides. Its product is annotated as pentraxin fusion protein-like. The record is from RefSeq and is a predicted model, not a curated record. The transcript is spliced from 3 exons. NCBI's taxonomy places the organism in Eukaryota, Metazoa, Mollusca, Bivalvia, Venerida, Veneridae. The annotation marks the transcript as partial.